AUGCUUCUACAUUACACGAAUGCUAUAAAGACGCUGUUGCUCGGAUCUCACAGAUAUCUUGCCAACAACCUUCCAAAUAGUUUUGAAGCCAAUUAUGGAGCUCCAGACAAAAAUUCUCGGUUAUGGAGCGGUUAUGGCUCACAACGGUGCCUGGUGUAUAAUGUCUGCAGAGCAAUGCGUGCCAAAAAGACACAUGACAGUUUCACUUCAGUAGUGCAAGGUGUCUGCGCAAAUGGUAUUGGGUUCCAGCAAUAUCUCCAAAGGCUCAGGGGCAAUCAAGUCGGUGGUCAGAGACAUUUGUUGGACAGAACGAGGCACACUGAGGAUAAGAAGGAAAUACUGUAUCUGCGAUCUGCUAAGGUUGCUUUCAUUUGA
Messenger RNA from Ogataea parapolymorpha DL-1, 375 nucleotides. RefSeq lists its product as uncharacterized. The record is from RefSeq and is a predicted model, not a curated record. The transcript has a single exon. Lineage: Eukaryota; Fungi; Ascomycota; Pichiomycetes; Pichiales; Pichiaceae. Bases 1 to 375 code for a protein of 124 amino acids.